Messenger RNA from Penicillium argentinense, 693 nucleotides. RefSeq lists its product as uncharacterized. NCBI's taxonomy places the organism in Eukaryota, Fungi, Ascomycota, Eurotiomycetes, Eurotiales, Aspergillaceae. The coding region runs from base 1 to 693 and encodes 230 amino acids. Gene Ontology annotation, molecular function: hydrolase activity. The transcript has 4 exons. The record is from RefSeq and is a predicted model, not a curated record.
AUGCGAUUUCAGAACCUCGUGUUGGCUCUCAGCGUCCUGGCCCACGCGCAACCCACGCCGCCCGAGCAGUGCGCCACAGGAGUGCACGCCAUCCUGAUCCGGGGCCAGGGACCCGGCGAUCACUUGAAUGUGAUGGUUUCAGUCCAGAAUCUGGUGUUGCAGCUCAUUCCUGGCUCGACCUGCGUUGCCCUGCCCUACAAGCAUGGUUUGGACGAUCAUCGACGGGCUGCCGGCGACGGAGCAUAUUUGAUGCAGCAAUAUAUCCGACAAUACAUUGCGGAUUGUCCUAACUCGAAGAUCUUCCUGCAUGGAUACUCCUUGGGAGGGAUCGUGUUGAUGGAUGGCCUAUGUGGAACCAGUUCGUCGUGGCUUUACCCGGUGACGGCACUAGAACCAAUGUAUAACACCAGCGUGAUUGCCGCUGUCUCCUACGGGGAGGAGACAUUCCUCCCGCAGAUGCCCUGGAAUAUCGGGACUUGCACGAAUGGAACGGGGCUGUAUCCACGCAUUCACCCCGAAUGGUGUUUUCCGUACAUGCACUCGCUGCGCAGCUAUUGUGACAUUGGCGACGUCGAGUGUUGCCUCAGCGAUCCGCCCGGGAACAAUCUGCCGCAUUUUCUGUAUAUCUGGAAAUACAAUAUGGAUGUGAUAGAUUUUAUCAAGCGGCGGUUGAACGAGACGCGAAACCAAUAA